Messenger RNA from Peronospora matthiolae, 738 nucleotides. The record is from the annotation of a GenBank genome assembly. NCBI's taxonomy places the organism in Eukaryota, Oomycota, Peronosporomycetes, Peronosporales, Peronosporaceae.
AUGUUGGACGAUGAAGAUGACCAAAGCUUUCACGCUACGCGUGAUGGCUACUCCCAUUUAAGCGAUGUCGAAUGGGAUGCGGUUGAACGGAUGGGUUCAGCCAUGGGCAUCCAUGCUGUUAGCGUCAUGCUAGAGGCUCUCAAUAGAGAUGUCCAACAUGCUACUAUCGCCAAGUUCAUUCAAAAUGAACUUGACGCUGAACGCAAACAGCAGCAGGCUGCUGCUGGUGGGUCGAUGCACUUGCGUCGACCCGAGACCUUGAAGAUUGACAUCUCCAAGUAUAGGGGAGUCGAAGAGGACUCCCUCUUGAGAUGGUUCGUCGAAUUGGAUGACGCCAUAAGGGCGCGUCGCAUCGACGACGGGGAAAUGCAAGUUGCAUUUGCCCAAUCAAAUCUCGCAGGACGUGCCAAGACUUGGGCACUGGGGCUCAAGUUGCACGACCCAUAUGCGUUGGAAGUCUUCAAGUCGCGGCUCAGACAAACGUUUGAACCGCCGGGAGCUAAGUUCAGAGCUCAAACCGAACCCUUGAAGAUCAAACAGGGUAAGCGUGAUGUGCACGCUUACGCGCAACAUAUACGACACCUUACGAGUUGUAUACGUGCCGACCCGGUUGAUCAGCGCACGUUGGUUUCGGUGUUCAUGCAGGGUCUUGCGGAUGGUCCCAUCAAGACUCACCUGUUCCGACUUGAACUGGACUCACUAGAACAAGCCAUUUCUAUGGCGGAACAGAAAGACUGA